Suhomyces tanzawaensis NRRL Y-17324 is the source of this 1089-nucleotide messenger RNA. It is a transcript of the gene SIM1, whose product is annotated as SUN family protein. The transcript has a single exon. Lineage: Eukaryota; Fungi; Ascomycota; Pichiomycetes; Serinales; Debaryomycetaceae. The record is from RefSeq and is a predicted model, not a curated record. The coding region runs from base 1 to 1089 and encodes 362 amino acids. Gene Ontology annotation, biological process: fungal-type cell wall organization. Gene Ontology annotation, cellular component: cell surface; fungal-type cell wall.
AUGAAGUCGUCAAUCCUUAGCCUACUCACUUUGGCCUCCUAUGCCGCCGCCGUUCCUUUGCAAGGCCAUCAACACCAUCAACACAACAAGAGAAAUGUUGUCACCAAGGUCGUCUACGUCAACGGCCAGGGCCAGACCGUGACUCCAAGCGGUGAUGCCGAAGCCACCUCCGCUGCUGCCAACGCCAAGAGCACCCAGACCACCGUCGCCACCUCCUCGCCUUCCUCUUCCUCCAGCUCGUCUCCAAGCAGCGGUGGAUCCGGUGGCAUUGAAGGUGAUCUUUCCUUGUUUUCCGACCCCUCCAAGGAGUUCGAGGACGGUGUCUACUCUUGUGACUCCGUCCCAACCGGCCAGGGUGUCAUUGCCGUCGACUGGAUCUCUGGUUUGAACGGUGGUUGGACUUCCAUCAUGAACCAAAACGGUGACACCUCCAGCAACUGUAAGGACGGUUUCUACUGCUCCUACGCUUGUCAAGCCGGUAUGGCCAAGACCCAAUGGCCUUCCGAACAGCCAUCCAGCGGUAUCUCUGUCGGUGGUUUGCAAUGUAAGAACGGAAAGUUGUACAGAUCCAACACCGACUCCAAGUACUUGUGUGAAUGGGGUGCCAAGACUGCCUCCUUCAAGUCUGAAAUCUCCAAGGACGUUGCUAUCUGUAAGACCGACUACCCAGGUUCCGAAAACAUGAACAUCCCUACCUUGUUGAAGGCCGGUGGCUCUGCCCCAGCCAUUGUUGUUGACUCUGCCACUUACUUCAAGUGGAGAGGCGGCAAGACCUCCACUCAAUACUACGUCAACAACGCCGGUGUCAGUGUUGAAGACGGUUGUAUCUGGGGUACUCAAGGUUCCGGUGUUGGUAACUGGGCUCCAGUCGUUCUUGGUGCUGGUGUCACCGACGGUAAGACCUACUUGUCGUUGAUUCCAAACCCUAACAACAAGGACACUCCAAACUACAACAUCAAGAUUGUCGGUGCCGAUGGUGCCAACGUUGUUGGUGACUGUAAGUACGAAAACGGCCACUACAAUGGUGCUGGUUCCGACGGUUGUACUGUCACUGUCACCUCUGGUUCCGCCAACUUUGUUUUCUACUAA